This is a messenger RNA of Photinus pyralis (common eastern firefly), 690 nucleotides long. RefSeq lists its product as uncharacterized. Bases 1 to 690 code for a protein of 229 amino acids. The record is from RefSeq and is a predicted model, not a curated record. The transcript has a single exon. Lineage: Eukaryota; Metazoa; Arthropoda; Insecta; Coleoptera; Lampyridae.
AUGGCAAACAUAUACAAAUACAAGCACCAAGGCCAAGACGGUUCAGCUUUUUACAAUUAUAAAGGCCAGCACAGUAUUGUAUUGCUCGCAAUUGUGGAUGCCAAUUAUAAAUUUCUGUACGUUAAUGUUGGAAUGAAUGGUAGAAUAUCGGAUGGAGGAGUAUAUAGAGAAAGUGAUAUAUGUAAAGCCAUUGAGCAAAAUAUAUUAAAUUUUCCAGAUGACACUCCACUUCCGAGUCGAACAAAACCAGUACCAUUUGUUAUUGUGGCUGAUGCUGCUUUCCCUUUAUCACAACAUGUACUAAAACCAUAUCCCUUCAAAAAUAUGACUAAAGAGCAACGAGUAUUUAAUUAUAGGUUAAGCAGAGCCCGUCGUGUUGUCGAAAACGCUUUUGGCAUACUGGCAAAUCGGUUCCGUGUUUUAUUACAUAUAAAUCCGCUAGGACCAACAAAAGCAAAAGUUGUGACACAAUGUUGUUGUGUUUUACAUAAUUUUUUAAAAACAGAAGUACCAAGUUAUUAUAUUGGAGACAAUACAGAAGCUGAAUUGGAUCACACCUAUACAUUGCAAUACGGUCUAAGUGCUCAGGGGGGUAAUAGAGUUAAAAAUGAAAUUUUGGCAAUACGUGAAGAAUUUAAGCAAUAUGUUAAUCAAGAAGGAGCCGUUUCUUGGCAAGAAAGUAUGAUUUAA